Messenger RNA from Neodiprion fabricii, 832 nucleotides. Its product is annotated as histone H2A. Gene Ontology annotation, cellular component: nucleosome. The transcript has a single exon. The record is from RefSeq and is a predicted model, not a curated record. Bases 62 to 436 code for a protein of 124 amino acids. Gene Ontology annotation, molecular function: structural constituent of chromatin; DNA binding; protein heterodimerization activity. NCBI's taxonomy places the organism in Eukaryota, Metazoa, Arthropoda, Insecta, Hymenoptera, Diprionidae.
ACUACGACGAGCAGCGUUGACGCUUGGGUCUUUUGACGCGCACAAGUUAACGAUUAUCACUAUGUCUGGACGCGGUAAAGGCGGUAAAGUCAAGGGCAAGGCAAAGUCCCGUUCUAGUAGAGCAGGACUUCAGUUCCCGGUGGGUCGUAUUCAUCGGCUACUUCGCAAAGGAAAUUAUGCCGAACGAGUUGGUGCUGGAGCUCCGGUAUACCUCGCCGCUGUGAUGGAGUACUUGGCUGCUGAAGUUUUGGAAUUAGCCGGUAAUGCUGCCCGGGACAAUAAGAAGACCAGGAUUAUUCCUCGUCAUUUGCAGCUGGCCAUUCGUAACGAUGAAGAGUUGAACAAACUGUUGUCUGGAGUUACUAUUGCCCAAGGUGGUGUUCUGCCCAACAUUCAGGCUGUUCUCCUACCAAAGAAGACCGAGAAGAAGGCUUAAAUUUACUACACAAGCAAAUAACCUUAAUCGGCCCUUUUCAGGGCCACAAAAUCGUUCAAUAUGCUUAGAACAACGUCUUGCACAAUCCGCAACCUCAUCUUGUUACCUUCCUAAUAUAACUCAUAUUCGUGAACACUUCAAAUUAUAUGUAUGUACUUUGGUACACAUUUCAAAUCUUGGCAUACAUAUAUCUCUUAAAAUUCGCAAAAUACCUUAUUAAUCAUUAAACCCAGUGUUGCUAAUUCACCGGAUAAAUACGCCCUCCAGAUUCUUUUCAGUGUACUGUGGUAAAUUCAUCGAUUCUUCGAAAACGAUGGCGUAAUUCGUAUAUUCCUCUGCUCAGUUCAAUUGAACUCCGAAAAUUUAUAAAGAAAAUCUUUAUUGAUUGCGUAAAUC